Trematosphaeria pertusa is the source of this 1057-nucleotide messenger RNA. RefSeq lists its product as uncharacterized. The record is from RefSeq and is a predicted model, not a curated record. The coding region runs from base 360 to 920 and encodes 186 amino acids. The transcript has a single exon. Lineage: Eukaryota; Fungi; Ascomycota; Dothideomycetes; Pleosporales; Trematosphaeriaceae.
GAUAGCGAGCCCCUGAGCCCCGAUCCAGAUUGCCGGAAUUCAAUAUGACGAAACGCCCACAAGAUCCUCCCAGCGGCGAAAUCCAGCCCCGCGAUGGGUACAGUGAGUUUCCCUGUCCACGAAAUAGCAAAUGAGAACAGCAUCUAACGGUUGCAUAUAGGCAGGCCUUUGGAGGCAGGAUCGUAAAACCGAAAUCAGCCUUUCCCCUUACAUCGCCACUGCCUUGCUUCAUUACGACGGUGCGACAUACGUUUCGAUUCGGAGUUCGGCAUUUUCCUCCCUCCACGACGUUUUGCAACUUCUCGGACCGUCGUUUCGCCAUACGUUCUACCACCCUCGCCCCAUGUUGCACAAGCCCAAUGCAGCUGCAAGAGCCGCACUAUCCCGCUUCGGGUGUUCUCGAUAAGAUACGAACCGAACCGAGGUGGCUCGUGGCGCAGCAGCAGUCACCCCUUCGGUCUGAAGUCGACUUCACGGCACGUCACCAGCUUCGGCCGGACAGCCUGGCGGAAAUCGGAGGGCGCAGGCAGCCCGACCCGUCCAGUUCGGAUGCGCCCAGCGUGGGCAACAAUUCACUCGCCUGCAGCAGUACACAAGGGGGCGGAGGGCGCGCGGGUGCGCGGGCUGUGUCUUUUUCCGGUCAAGAAGGCAUCUGCAGCGAACUUGCGGACCAGCACAGCACAAUCGAAACGAGCUUUGGAGGACCUCUCGCCGCUUCUUAUCAACAGAGACGGUGGUGCGGCCGGGCCAGCCUGAUGGCCUCAAAAGAAGCCUUGUGUCUGCCCAAUGUGACAAGCCACCGCUGCGGCUGUGCACAGGGUCACGACACCGACCUCAGCCAACAGGCACCGACGUUCAUCCACCAGCUACAGGCCACCGCUAACAAACUGCUGCCUCAGUCCCGGUCUAGCUCGUGUUGAUGGCUGCUUUGGCGUGGCUUGGACCGAACGAGUGACCCGCCGGCGUUUCCCAUGGCCUCCCACACCGCGGUAAACGAAAAGAGUCAACGCUUCACCCCGGGACCCCUGAUUACGAUGCUCUCGAAGCCGCGCUAGAA